Molecule: messenger RNA, 346 nt
Organism: Aphanomyces invadans
Lineage: Eukaryota; Oomycota; Saprolegniomycetes; Saprolegniales; Verrucalvaceae
Exons: 1
Source: RefSeq, a predicted model, not a curated record
GGCCGCGAUGGACCUAGCCGCGACUUUAGCCGAGAUGGCCCCAGCCGUGAUUUUGGCCGCGAUGGACCAAGCCGCGAUUUCGGUGGACGCGACGGCCCAAGCCGAUAUGGAGAUCGUGAAGGUGGUGCUCCCCGUCGAUUCAGUGACCGCAACAGCGGUGUCGACGAUGCAGCCCGUCGGUUUGGUUUCGGUGAUCGCCGAGACGAUGGACCUUCUCGCCGCGAUGGUUCGUUCCGUCGGGACGGACCUCCGGCACGUGCCCCUGAGGGUGGCCGGUGGUAACCACACCACUUUCUUGCAUCCUCCUCCCAUAUUUAAUAGAUCAAUGUGAUGUUAAAUAUGUCCA